Messenger RNA from Paramecium primaurelia, 2578 nucleotides. Lineage: Eukaryota; Ciliophora; Oligohymenophorea; Peniculida; Parameciidae. The record is from the annotation of a GenBank genome assembly.
AUGAAUAAUUUAAAUGAAUUCAAAGAAAGAAUUUAAUUUCUAUUGGCAGAAGCAUUAAAUCCACCAAAAAAAUAAUAAUGUUUAAUAGAAUUCAAUAGAUUGCUUGUAGCAAAUAAAAGUGAUCAACAUUAAAAAAUAGUAUUGUAAGUGUUAGAAACAUAAAGAAUGAAUGAAGUUAAUCUAAGAGCUUUAAAAAUAUCUGUGUAAGUAUAGAAAUAUGAUUUGAAUUCAUCACUUAGAGCAGCAACUAUCAUUAAUAAGGCAUUUAAUGAAGGAACAGAAGUAAUUUACUAAUUAUGUGGUGAAUGUUACAGAUUAUUAGCUAAUUCUACAACUAUUAAUUCUUUAAGUGAUUUACUAUGUAAUUUAGCAUUAAAAUUAACUUCAUAGCCUAUUUAAGUAAUAUUUAUAAUUUGAUUAAUUAGAUUGGUUCCACAAUUUCAUUACAUUAUUUAUUAUAAUUUGAAGUAUUACCUAAUACAAAGAAGUUAAUAUAAUAAGCAUAUAUAAAGAAUUAACUAAUUUGCCAUUAAUCAAUGGUGGAAAUAAUGAUAAAGAUAACUACAAGUUAGGAUUCAAAUCUAGUAUAAAUACUUUAAAGAAGUUUAGCAGCUCUUUAAGAAUAGAGACAUACAUAUUAAGUGAAAUAAACAUUAUGUAAAUUUAUGUUAGCAUUAUCUGAUUAUCAAAUAUAUGAUGACAAUUUGUUAGUAAUAAUAUCAAACCUUAUUUUAGUUAUAAUGUGUAACCAUUUUAAGAGAAACAACUUUUGAUAGAGUAGUUACUGUUUAAUAAGCAGCUAAAUUAGCUUUAUAAUCAUAUUAAAAUCUCUAUAUUGCUAGAAAUCCACCAUAAGUAACAACUUCUAGUUAUUUUCCUGAUGUGAAACCAUUCAUCAAAAAAAAAAGAGGGGAUGGACAUUUGGUUUUGAAUGCAGAAAAAUAUAAGAAAAUGUAAAUUAGUUAAGUAAAGUAAUAAUUGGAGAAAAUUUAAGAAAAAGUAACAGAAUAAAAAAUACAAGAUUCUUUAAUUGAUUAAUUUAUUUAAUAAGAAUAAAAAUAAUCAGAUUUAUAAAAUUAAGAAUAAAUUGAAGAAAUAUAAUCUGAUUAAGAUCAAAAUGAAGAGAUUACAGAAAAUAUUAAUCCUUAAUUAUAAGAUACAUAAUUAUUUGUUGAUGAAAAAAUAGAAGAAACUUAAGAUUUUACAGAAGAUUAUUAUGAAAAAGUAUUGGAUUUAGUAGAAGAUUGUUAAAUAGAUUAAGCAUUUAAAUUAGCUCUAUAUAAUAAUGAUGAUUUCCUUAUUAUUUAAUUGAUGAUGACAGUAAAAGAUUAUUUCAGUGAAUUAAGUAACAAAACUGCAGAGUAAUUAAUUAAGAAAUUCAAUGCUAUUUACAAGUCUAAUUUUGUUGAAGUUAUUUUUAAAGAUUUUGCUAAAGAAGCCUUAAGGAUGCCUAAUAAAGAAAUGCUUAAAAUUGGAUAAAUAAAUUAAUUAUAAAAAUUUAUAUGAUUAUAUUGUUUUUCCUAUUGUAGAUUUCUAAUAAUAAGUUAAUAGCCCCUCGUAAAGUUAUUCAUGCAAUAGAUUGUGGAAAUUAUAUAGAUACUCGUACAUCUUCAGGCAUUAAGUAUAAGAGUGUAAUUUGAUGCUUAAUUAUUCUAGGAUCAUCAUUAUAUUGGAACAUCAGAAAUAGUAGAUUAUUAUGAAUAAGCAGAGAAUAGAAAAAUAAAAUUUACAGAUGAUCAAUCUCUAUAUAUUACUUAAAGAUAGGGUUAAAGUUUUGCUUAUACUAUUCCUAUAGGUAAUGAAGUUCCUGAAAAUUAAACGUAUGUUUUAGUAUUAAAAUUUGCUGAGGUAUUUUGAUCUCAGAUGUUAGUUACAUUAUGAAGAAAGUAAUUCCAGAGUCUUUAAUGUAUUAUUGGGAAAGAAGAUGAUUCUAUAAAAUAUAGAUAUUUUAUAAUUAGUAGGAUCAUUUACAGCACAUACAGAAUAUAUAGAAAUUAUAAUUGAUGGAGGAGCAGUCUAUUAUUAAGGAGAGCCUUGUUUUGGAGCAUUAAAUAAUAGAAAUGAAUUAGUUGUUGGAUUCAGUGCAACUUAAGAUUUAGCAACUAUUGCUGCUUUAUUUUUAUUUAAAGGUCCUUUGAAAGAUACAGAUUAUGAAGAUAAAUAAAUGUUUUAAGAAAGAUGGAUUUAAAGAAAUACUCCUAAAACUAAUGAUGAAAUUAAAAAAUAAAAUGAAGAAAGAAUUAAAAAUAUUGAAUAAGAAAUAAAAGAGAAAUAAAAUAUUUUAAAAAUUAGAGAAGGAUUUGGACAUGAGAUUGAUAUUGAAGAAAUAAAAAUACCUUAAAAAAAAACAGAAUGGCCUGAAUUCUCAUUUUAAUUAUUAUUUAUUUUACUCAAAACACCAUUAGGAGCUGUUCUUUUAGUUGGAUUUUUAACAGUUUGUUUUGUUACAAUAAGUUUUGUUUUCUUUGAUCCAUAUGGAUAAAAUAAACUUAAAUAAUAAUAUUAAGAAAUAAAAAAAUAGAAAAAUAUAAAAUAAAGUACAAUCCCUAAAAAAUAAGUAAUACAAAAAACAGAUUGA